AUGAGAUUCGCCCACCCGAAGAGCUCGUUGCCCACAGACUGGAUCGAACACGAGGGCUUCUCCGUCCUCGACAGUGUGCUGGAAUCCCUCCGAUAUGUGGUGGUGAACCAGGUUCCUGCCCCCCGAGUUUUCGAAGUCGCAGUGGACAAUGCGGCUUCGGGGAAAUUGCCGGAGAUGGAUCGCAAAGUUAUAGCCGGCCUUCUGAAGAAAGGCUGUGCAAAAGUACGCCGGCUGCGAGCAAAGACAGAGAUGGAUGGUUGGCUGCAGAAGAAAAAGAAGCCUAAGACGGGCCGCAAUAAGGUUGGCGAAGAGAUCGAUGCUAUGCUUGACGAGAUUGAUAAUGAAGCUCCGCCUGACUGGGAUGAGAUUGAAGAGAACAAAAAGCUGGAGGAGCAGUUUGGUGACUUGAGCCGUUUUACGGCUGAGGAGGUUGAGGACCUGAUGGGAUGCUUGAGUUCUCCAGAGAUGAUUGAUGCCAGUCCGCCACGACAGCCCCGACGUUCGGCUUUGAAACCUCGACCGAAGUGGAAGUCCAAGGAGCCGCAGUCUAGCGAUCCUGCAGAUCGUGAGCCCGAGGCGGGCGAUGGAGAUCGUGAGCCCAAGGCGGGCGAUGGAGAUCGUGGGCCCAAUGCGGGCGAUGGACAUCGUGAGCCCAAUGCGGGCGAUGGAGAUCGUGAGUCCGGAGAUCGCGAUCCGCCUGGAGAUCCGAUAAAUCGGCCGAAUAUUGGUUGCAAUUAUUUAGCGGCUGCCCAGCAGAAGUACGCAGAGGCUCAUUUGAAGAUCUUUGGGUCCGAUGCCAUCACGUUGGAUGAUAGUUCCAGUGAAACCGAUCUGGCUACGAUGGAAGCUUUAGUGGAGCAGAGAAAUUUUGUGCAUCCAGAUGCCGUUGCCGCCGAAAAGGAGGAGCAAGGAUUGGAUACUUCCAAGGGCAAUGCCAAGAAAAGGGCCAGCGGGGACACGAUUCCGGCUGAUGAGGAGGAUAAGAAGAAGAAAAAAGGAAAGAAGGCUCCGGAGGAGCCCAACAAGACUUUCGCCGGUCGCCCGCCGCCGACAACCACGCCGCAUUUGUCCGGAAAAGUCGCGAUGGCGAAAGACAAAGCCGAGCGAAAGUUCCUGGCAUAUGUGUCCGAGCAGGGCCUCAGCACGAUGACUGAUCAGACAGAAAUUGAAAUCUUCUGUCACGAUAUGGCAGUGGCAUUUCUGCUGCACGAGGUGCCCCGCAAUGGCUCUGGCUUCGAGCUGAUGCUCAUCGACAAAGGAGGCAGCCUGCAGUGCUUUAUCGAAGCCGAGGGAGAGGUCACCUUCGACCGGGCUGAGCUUCGAGCUGCAAAGGUGGAGAUAAUGGAGGCUACUGCAGAGGACUCGCAAGCCACACAGCCCUGGGAUGGAACACCGGCACCCGCUGCCAACGACUUCGACGAUGACGACUUGGAAAAGGAGUUGGAAAGGCUUAUGAGCGAAGAGGACGCCGCAACUUCCGCCCAGGCUUCUGAGCCUGAAAGCAAUAGCAAGAUGCAGGCACUUGAACAAGAACAGGCUACGCUGAAACAACUAUACGAAGAAGCUGUGGCCCGCAUUGCUAAGCAGAAGCUAGAGGCCACUACGCAUGGCACAGCAGCAGCAGAAGAAGAAGCCGAGAAGAAAAGAAAAGCAGCAGCAGCAGCACAGGAAGCCGAGGAGAAAAGACAAGAAGCAGCAGCAGCAGCAGCAGAAGCCGAGAAGAAAAGACAAGAAGCAGCAGCAGCAGAAGCCGAGAAGAAAAGACAAGAAGCAACAGAAGCAGAAGCCGAGAGGAAAAGACAGGCAGCAGCAGACGAAGCCGAAAAGAAAAGGCAGGAAGCAGCAGCAGCAGAAGCCGAAAAGAAAAGACAGGAAGCAGCAGCAGCAGAAGCCGAGAGGAAAAGGCUCGAAGCAGCACUAGCCGCAGAGAUAGAAGCAGCUGAUGCCCAGAAGAAACGCCGAGAGGAAGCACUUGCAGCAGAAGCAGCUAAGAAAGCACAAGAGGCAGCAGCAGCAGAAGCAGCAGACACCGAAAAGAAACGGCAAGCAGCUGUUGAGGAUGAAAUCCGAAGAAUGAGGCAACGGAUCCAGGAGCUGACGGGGGAGACGCCACCGACAAUCGGCACGAGCAACUUCAAACGUGCACACAGCCCCACACGAGCAGCACCGAGCCGGAGCUUGGAUCUAUCGCCACUUUCGAAACAACUCAAACAGGAACACGAGGAGGAGGAAAGGCUCAAAAGGGAGGUUGCAAAUGCUACGAAGAAGGCGAAGUUGGAUGAAAUCCAAAGGAAGAAUGAGGCCAUGCGACAAAAGCUCUUGGCCUUGGGCAGCAGUGCUUCGACAAACUCCCCGCCCGCAGCAACUCCGAACCCCAGUGCUUCGCCGGCCCCGGCCGCAACAAAUGCCAACCCCGCUCCUUCGCCGACCCCGGCCGCAACACCUGCUUCGCCGAUCCCACCCCCGCCUCAGGGCCCACCCCCACCUCAGGGCACUGCGGCCCCUCCGACAACGAUCCCAGCAGCUGCUCCUCCCGAGACUUCGACGAGUGAACCGACUGCUGCUGAUGAAGCGAACACAGUGGCACGAAAAGAAGCGGCCGCAGCGAUCCAGACGGAUAUGAUCAAGGAGUACAUGGCGAGUGGACAGGACGUGAACAAGGUCACGGUGGGGAUCAUUUUGAAGGAUAUGAUGGUUGAGCAAGAAAAAAAGACAAAGCAGUCUUUGACGAGAGAACAGGUGUUCACGCACUACGCCCCCAACGAACAGAAAGCGAAGGAUGCCAUUGACUUUGCUGUCCAGCAAGGCUGCCGGGACGAUCCGAACUUCCCUGCUGGUUCGGGGAACCUGCUGUACAAUAUCUUCACAGAGUUUUCCGAGACUGAGCUCUUCGAAAAACGUCGCGAGAUCGAGGCAAGCAUCAAACCACUUGCCUCCGACAACAGACCGGAAGCCAAAAAGCUGUUCUCAGAACUGCGACUUAGUGGCAAUUCGUUGGCUUCGCUUCGUUCUGGUUCUCUUUCUUCGAAAAACCCUUAA
This is a messenger RNA of Symbiodinium sp. CCMP2592, 3039 nucleotides long. The record is from the annotation of a GenBank genome assembly. NCBI's taxonomy places the organism in Eukaryota, Dinophyceae, Suessiales, Symbiodiniaceae.